Molecule: messenger RNA, 1188 nt
Organism: Eptesicus fuscus (big brown bat)
Lineage: Eukaryota; Metazoa; Chordata; Mammalia; Chiroptera; Vespertilionidae
Gene: SYNE4
Product: spectrin repeat containing nuclear envelope family member 4
Exons: 8
Coding region: 1-1188 (395 amino acids)
Biological process (GO): establishment of epithelial cell apical/basal polarity
Cellular component (GO): meiotic nuclear membrane microtubule tethering complex; nuclear envelope; nuclear outer membrane
Source: RefSeq, a predicted model, not a curated record
AUGGCCCUGCCCCCAUCUCUGGACCCUGGACCCCGGUCAGAGCCCCUCAAUCAUCCCCCUGGAGCCCCUAGGGAACUGGACAUUGCUGAAGGCACCGGCUGCCCUCCCGAAGAGGAAAGAAUCAGGCCAGAGCAAGCCCAGACUCUGGGGCAGGACUCUCUGGACCCUUCUGAGCACUUACAGGGUGGGCCGAAGAACACCGGGCCUGCAUCUGGUCACCCCCGAUUGCCAACGCCUUGUUCCCAUGAGGACUCCACUGGGGGCAAACACCGUGAGAGCCCUGUCUCUGGCUGGGAGGUAUUGGAGGCUGAGCAGGACCGCCUGCACCUUUGCCUAUUGGGCCUGGGUCUCCGGCUGCAGGACCUAGAGCGAGGCCUGGGGCCCUGGACAUUGGCCCAGAAUGGGAUGGUCCAGCUGCAGACCCUGCAGGCAGACCUACGUGGGACAGCUGAGCGUGUAGAUGCACUGCUGGCGUUCAGUGAGGGGCUGGCACAGCGGAGUGAGCCUCAGGCCCGGGCAUCCCUGCAGCAGGUCCUAAGGGCCCUUGGCGCCCACCGAGACAGCAUCUUCUGGCGGUUGUGGCGGCUGCAGGCCCAGCUGGUCAGCUACAGCCUGGUAUUCAAGGAGGCCAACACACUGGACCAGGAUUUGGAGAUUGAGGCGGAUUCAGACUGUCCAGGACCUGGUGGGAUCUGGGGGCCCUGGGAACCCAGUAGCCUCCCCACUCCUGCAGAGUUAGAGUGGGACCCAGCAGGGGACAUUGGGGGCUUCGGGCCCUUGGGGCAAAAGACAGCCUGGACACCAGGGGCUCCCUGUGAGCUGUGUGGCCACAGGGGCCCCCAGAGCAGGGGACAAGGCCUUGAGGACAUAUUCAGGUUGGGUCUCAGCCACCGGAAACACUUAGUAGGUCACCAAAGACGCUCCCUGCUCCAGAAGUCUCAGGACAAGAAGACUCAAGCAUCUUCCAGUCUCCAGGAUGUGAUGCUGGAGAGCCCCCACUCCUGCAUCCAGGCGGCCCCUGACCUUCCUCCUUCUUCUCUUCCUUCUCUUGGUGGGUUUCACAUUGCUCCUGUCCCAGUCAGGGGGCCCCUGCUGUUCUCCGGCCCCACUGGCCAGGACACCUUACUUGGUGCUCAACUAUGUCAAUGGUCUCCCCCCAAUCUGAGUACACAGCCCAGACAUAUGUAA